Molecule: messenger RNA, 813 nt
Organism: Cryptococcus wingfieldii CBS 7118
Lineage: Eukaryota; Fungi; Basidiomycota; Tremellomycetes; Tremellales; Cryptococcaceae
Product: transformer-2 protein
Exons: 4
Coding region: 1-813 (270 amino acids)
Biological process (GO): positive regulation of mRNA splicing, via spliceosome
Cellular component (GO): spliceosomal complex
Molecular function (GO): RNA binding
Source: RefSeq, a predicted model, not a curated record
AUGUCUGUCCUGUUCCCCAGAGAUACCGCUGACGGUCUGCAGUCUCAGUCCGGCUCCUACGAAAACGCUCCCCCCGACUUGGCCGCCCCCGUCCCCGCCCGAGACCCCUAUGACACUCGAGCUGCCUCACCUCCCAGGCGGUCUAGCGUCUCUGAGGACCGGUACUCGGCUCGGCCGCCUCCCGCCAGGUACGACUACGACGAGGCCCCCAGAGACGUAGCCGCAGACAGCGGUGGAUCCGGCGCUCCCGCUCCCUUUCGCCCCCCCGAGGCUCCCAAGGUCGAAGCCAACAAUGUCCUUGGUGUAUUUGGUCUCUCCAUCCGCACCCGUGAACGUGACCUCGAAGAUGAGUUCAUGAGGUACGGCGAUGUCGAAAAGGUCGUCAUUGUGUACGACCAGCGCAGCGACAGAUCUCGGGGGUUCGGGUUCAUUACUAUGAGGACCGUUGAGGACGCUACCAGGUGCAUCGACAAGCUCAAUGGUCUCAGCCUGCACGGACGAAACAUUCGAGUUGACUACUCGGCCACUCAGAAGCCUCAUCACUCGACUCCCGGACAGUACAUGGGUGUCAAGAGGGGGGGCUAUGGCGGCGAUAGCUAUCAACGUGAUGACCGUCGGGGCGGCGGCAGGUACGAUGACCGACGUGACUAUGGCAGGAGAGACGACUAUCACUCCGGCUCGCGGGACAGCUAUCGCGAUAACCGUCGUGACCGAGACCCCUACGAGGGUCGAAGCAGGCGUGAUGAAUACGACUACCACAAGGACAAGUACGCCGGCGACAAGUCUUACGACUAUGACGACCGAAGGAGGUGA